AUGUCUAUGGCUGAUCAAGAAGAAUGUAUAGAUGAUUAUACAGAAGAUGGUAGUGUGGAUCUUAAAGGAAACCCUGUUCUUAGAUCCAAACGAGGUGGAUGGAGAGCUUGUUCCUUUGUUGUUGUAUACGAGGUGUUUGAAAGAAUGGCGUAUUUUGGGAUACAGUCAAAUCUGAUUAUGUAUUUAACGAAGAAGCUCCAUCAAGACACAGUGACGGCUUCAAACAACGUUACCAACUGGGUUGGAGCAGUUUGUCUGACUCCUAUUUUGGGUGCUUACAUUGCCGAUGCUCACCUCGGUCGCUACUGGACUUUCAUUGAUGCGUCUAGCAUAUAUUUUGCGGGAAUGGUCAUGUUGACUUCAUCAGUUUCACUUCCUUCGCUAAAACCACCUUCUUGCAUUGAUCCCAACCUGAACAACUGCAAGAAGGUCUCUACCUUACAACUAGCGGUGUUUUAUGGCUCGCUCUAUACCCUAGCCCUUGGAACUGGCGGCACGGAACCAAACAUUUCGGCGAUUGGCACCGACCAAUUCGACGAUUUCCAACUAAAGGAGAAGAAGCAAAAGAUUUCCUUCUUCAAUUGGUGGAUGUUUAGCAUUUUCUUUGGUAUACUUUUUGCGAACACAGUUGUUGUUUGGUUACAAGAUAAUGUUGGUUGGACACUUGGAUUUGCUCUCCCAACUCUUGGGCUCGCUAUUUCUAUUGUCAUUUUCUUGGCUGGGUCACCAUUCUAUAGACACAAAAUGCCAACAGGGAGCCCUUUUGUAGGAAUGGCCCAAGUUAUUUUUGCUGCCAUGAGCAAUUGGAAGGUACCUCUUCCUCAUGAUCCUAAUGACCUUUAUGAGCUUGAUUCGGAAGUGUAUGAGAAGAAGGGAUGUUAUAGAAUUGAUCCCACAGCAACCUUAAGGUUCCUUAGCAAAGCUUCAAUAAAAAUAAACUCAACAAGCCCAUGGAAACUAUGUUCAGUGACUAAAGUGGAAGAAACAAAACAAAUGAUACGGAUGCUACCAAUAUUGGUAUCAACUUUCGUUCCAAGUAUCAUACUUGCUCAAGUCAACACCCUGUUCAUCAAGCAAGGAACCACUCUACAAAGAGGCAUAGGCAACUUCGAAAUCCCACCAGCAAGUCUCAGUGCAUUCGUAAUUCUAACUUUGCUCAUCAGUGUAGUCCUCUACGAUUGGUUCUUUGUAAAAUUCAUCCAAAAAUGGACCAAAAACCCUAGAGGAAUCACAUUCCUCCAGAGAAUGGGAAUCAGAAUGAUCUUUCACAUCAUAGUUAUGUUUGUAGCUUUUCUUACUGAGACACACAGGCUUAGUGUUGCAAGAGAACAUGGACUUAUCAAGAAGGGAGGACAAGUUCCGCUCUCCAUAUUCAUUUUGCUUCCCCAAUUUAUUUUUAUGGGCAUCGCCGGUGCCUUCUUGGAGGUAGCAAAGAUCGAUUUCUUCUAUGAUCAAGCACCAGAGAAUAUGAAGAGUCUUGGAAGUUCUUAUAACAUGACUACUAUAGCAGUUGGAAGCUUUCUUAGUAGUUUUCUUCUUUCCACAGUUUCUGAUAUUACCAAGAGGCGGAAUGGUCAUGGAUGGAUUCUCAACAACCUAAAUGAUUCACAUCUAGAUUAUUACUAUGCUUUUUUGGCCUUGUUGAGCUUUGUUAACUUCAUUAUCUUCUUAUUUAUUUCUAAGUAUUAUGUGUAUAGGGCUGAAGUGUCGGAUUCCAUUUAUUUGCUCAAAGAAGAGUUGGGAUCUGUGUGGUUAGGCUUGUACUAUGAUCUUUUAAUGGAGAUGUUAAGAGAAGGAGGUUCCACAUCUCGACCCCCAAUGCUUGAAGGGGCAAAUUAUCCUUACUGGAAGACAAAAAUGUGUGCAUUCUUGAGAGCUGUUGAUGAGCGGGUGUGGAUGGCUGUUGAAGAUGGAUGGAAGUGUCCAACCUUUGUUGAAGAUGAGGUUGUUAAGCUUAAACAAAUGAGUCUAUGGACUACAGAGGAGAUGGAAAGGGCCAACUUUAAUUCAAAGGCUAUGCAUGCUCUCUUUAAUGCAGUUUCUACAAAUCAACUGAAAGUUAUAGCCAACUGUGAAAUUGCCAAAGAAGCUUGGGAGAAACUGAGAAUAAAAAAAUGA
This is a messenger RNA of Humulus lupulus (European hop), 2118 nucleotides long. Its product is annotated as protein NRT1/ PTR FAMILY 5.2-like. Gene Ontology annotation, molecular function: tripeptide transmembrane transporter activity; dipeptide transmembrane transporter activity. Gene Ontology annotation, biological process: dipeptide transport; transmembrane transport. The record is from RefSeq and is a predicted model, not a curated record. Gene Ontology annotation, cellular component: membrane. Lineage: Eukaryota; Viridiplantae; Streptophyta; Magnoliopsida; Rosales; Cannabaceae. The transcript is spliced from 6 exons. Bases 1 to 2118 code for a protein of 705 amino acids.